AUGGCGAUGUGCAACAUCCCGUCCACGAACACCGACCCUCAGUACCGCUACAAGAUGCCACGGCUGAUGGCAAAGGUCGAGGGUCGUGGAAAUGGUAUCAAGACCUGCAUUGUGAACAUGGGAGAGGUUGCCCGCGCAAUCAAGCGACCGCCGCAGUACGUGACAAAGUUCUUUGGCAACGACUUGGGUGCUCAAUCGACCUACACGAACAAGGAAGGAGAGGGGGAGCGAUCCAUCGUUCGUGGGGCGCAUCAGGUGGAGGACUUGCGGACUUCACUGGAUAAGUUCAUCGAGAAGUACGUCUGCUGUGAGAACUGCCAUCUUCCCGAGAUUGAUAUGUUCAUCAAGAAGGGCAUCAUCCAGGGUCGAUGCAACGCCUGUGGCUGGCAGGGUGAACUUGACAAUGUGGACAAGCUUGCAGCUUUUAUCCUCAAGAAUCCUCCUGACGACUCUGGCAUGGGCUUGAGCACCAUGGAAGCCAACGUCAAGCGCACAAAGAAGCCCAAGGGUGGCGCCAAGGACAAGAAUGCUGACGACGACGAUGAGGAUGAUGACGACUCUUCCAGCGCUAAGGAGAAGAAGGAAAAGAAGGAGAAAAAAGAGAAGAAAGAGAAGAAGGAGAAAAAGAAGAAGGAAGCCGACGACAGCGACGAAGAUGAUGAGAAGGAGAAAAAGGAAAAGAAGGAGAAAAAGGAGAAGAAGGAAAAAAAGGAGAAGAAGGAGAAAGACAAGGACAAGGAGAAAAAAGACAAGAAGGAUAAGAAAGAGAAGAAAGAGAAAAAGGACAAAAAGGAGAAGAAGGACAAGGAGGCUCCGGAGGACGACGAAGACUCCGACAAGGACGUCCAGAAUCUCACGCAUGACGACGAGCAGACCAAGUCUGUGAUCGUCGUUCUGAAGGAGUUCGUGGACAGCAAAGGUGGCAAGCCCAGCAAGGCCGACUUUUUCGAAGAGCUGCGCAUGCAGCAAUUGGCAAAGGUGUUUGACAACAAGGUGCGCUUGUUCAUCGCCUUCGAGGUGCUAUGUGGCAGCUCCAUGGAUGCCAAGGCGCUCAGUGGAGUCAGCGAGUUGAUUGACAAAGUCAUCAGCAGCCCGAAGUUGCCAGCUCGUGAUGUUCUCUGGGCUCUGGAUGCCUACCUCCAGGCGAACCCUGGAGUUUCAAAGGGCUUCGCCAUGAUGCUCAAGGUCGCCUACGAUGAGGACUGGGCGGAGGAGAAGGAGAUCCUCUCGUACUACCAGGAGGACGAGGGAGUCGGGGAGCCAGGCUUUGAUGAGGCCAAGAAGCUGGCAGCACCAUUCCUGACGUGGUUGGAGAAGGUCGAUUCUGAGGAGGAUGACGACGAUGAUGAUGAUGACGAGGACGUGGCAUUCGGAAUCCUGCACUCAGAAUUCCUCUGCCUGAGACGACGACUAGAAGCAGCUCGCAAGCGCUUGAUCCCAGAAGAGGUACUGGGCGCAAUCCCCUUCAGCCGCCCCUUUUUCGCAGCUACAGACGCCUUGGAACAGUGGGACGUCAAUGCUGAAACCAAAAUGACCUCCACCAUUCUGUACCUCCUCCUUGCCGCGCUGGUGGCCUUGGCCAUCUUGUUUGUUCUCCAGAGAUUCGGCUGGCACGGGAAGUUGAAGCGUGCCUCGGAAGCAUCCCGCAUUGUCUUGUCACAGGGAGUUUCGGGAUCCCUUCGCAACCAUGACUCGGAUGAUGCCCGAGGCCUCUUCUUCCGCCUGGAGGCUUAUUCGGGUCUAGACGAAAGCAGCAGUACAUGGCAUGUGACUGUAGCUGUCGAACUUCGCACAUCCUUGUUAACAGGGUUUGUAGCAUUGGCAAUGACCGGUGCCAGGAAGUGCUGCUGCCCAAGAGACCGCAUCAAGUUCGGUUCCGGUCUCGACCGAGGGUUGGCUGCUAAGACUUGGCUCGGCUGUGCCAUUUCGCCCAAGUGCUGA
Molecule: messenger RNA, 1941 nt
Organism: Symbiodinium necroappetens
Lineage: Eukaryota; Dinophyceae; Suessiales; Symbiodiniaceae
Source: the annotation of a GenBank genome assembly